Messenger RNA from Enhydra lutris kenyoni (northern sea otter), 1070 nucleotides. RefSeq names its product isoamyl acetate hydrolyzing esterase 1 (putative). The transcript is spliced from 5 exons. NCBI's taxonomy places the organism in Eukaryota, Metazoa, Chordata, Mammalia, Carnivora, Mustelidae. Bases 388 to 798 code for a protein of 136 amino acids. The record is from RefSeq and is a predicted model, not a curated record. Gene Ontology annotation, molecular function: hydrolase activity, acting on ester bonds.
UUUUCUUUCCAGCAGGGUGGAUGGGGAGCGUCACUGGCUGACAAGCUGGUCAGGUGAGAAUAGUUUCUAGAUUGAUACUCGAGUAUUCAUUGAUGGAAAGCUGUAACUGCAUCCCAGAAGAGAGAGUGAAUGAUAGAGUUUCGAACAGUAAAUCCCUCCUUCAUCUUUGCCGGCCUUUCCUGAAAAUGUGAUGUUCUGAAUCGCGGAUUUUCAGGUUAUAAUACCCGGUGGGCCAAAAUCAUUCUUCCAAGAUUAAUCACGAAAGGCAACAGUCCGGACAGCCCAGCAGCAGUUACGAUCUUCUUUGGUACCAAUGACAGCGCGCUGAAAGACGAGAACCCCAAGCAGCACGUCCCGCUGGCCGAGUACGCGGCGAACCUGCACACCAUGGUGCGACAGCUGUCUGCCGCCGGCGUGCCCGCGAGCCGCGUCGUCCUCGUCACGCCGCCCCCGCUCUGUGAGGCCGCGUGGGAGCAGGAGUGCCUGCUGCAGGGCUGCAAAUUAAAUCGUCUGAACUCGGUUGUUGGCGAAUACGCGGGCGCCUGCGUACAGGUAGCCCAGGACUGCGGGGUCGACGUGCUGGACCUGUGGACCCUGAUGCAGAAGGACACUCAGGACUUCUCAUCCUACCUGUCCGACGGGCUGCACUUGUCGCCAAAGGGAAAUGAGUUUCUGUUCUCUCACCUCUGGCCUCUCCUGGAGAAGAGAGUCUCCUCUUUGCCCUUGCUGCUCCCGUACUGGCGGGACAUAGCGGAAGCCCAGCCGGAACGGAGUCUCCUGGGAGACGGGGACCAUUAGCCGCAGAAAAGCCAGUCUGCCCGGACAGCGCCACAGAGAUCCCAGGAUGGGUGAUCAGACCUUUGCUCGUGACCUUGGAAUAUGGAACCUCUGCCACCAAGAUCAAUAAAAGCCUUAGAAUUUUUAGGGCAGCUCUGCCCCUUGGUGUGCUGUGUUGUGGUGACAGCCGCCUGAGGCGGGCGUCCUCAGUGCCUCAGCUACGGAAGCAACCCUGGGCCGCCUGCUAACCAUACACAUGGAAAAAAAGUAAAGACAAAAUUUGUUUAAAAAGU